AUUCAAGUCUAUUGGUAAAAUAGUUACGCCGGGCAAACAUAAUGAAGAACUGUAUUCACUAACUAAGAAAAAAAUGAAUAAUUAAAGGUUCAUUUAAAAUCUGUUUUCAAUCUGCAAGCAAUGUGAUGGUAGAACAAGGGUACGAAAUGGUCGUAUGGAGACAAGUAGACUUGACUAGAUUGGAUAGGAAAAUGUCAGGAGAUACAUUAUGGACAUUGUUUCCGCACACAAUUGUCCCACUCGGAUGCGCUAUUGUGAUUGUUGUUGCAGAACUCAAAAAUACGGUCAAGGUGGGAGUUACAUGCUGUUGUGUUAUUCUUGGUUCCGUCUGCUUUGUUGUAGCAAAGACACAGUGUCUCAUCUGUGUAAUCCGGUCGCAAGGCCGUCAUUAUACAUUUACAACCUAUAUGGUCGGUUGCUGCCUGUUCUGUUACGGCAAUGACCAUUAUCGCGAAUAGGAAAGCGAUAAGACCAAGCCGAGAAAACACUGUUGCCAUGAUCCGCAGUUGUCCGAAAAAGAAGUGAUGAUAAAGAAAAGAAAGAGAACAAGACCUCAAUCCGCCUUAUGAGGAGUCUAUGGAGAUAUAAUGUG
This is a messenger RNA of Radiomyces spectabilis, 592 nucleotides long. RefSeq lists its product as uncharacterized. The coding region runs from base 126 to 458 and encodes 110 amino acids. The transcript has 3 exons. The record is from RefSeq and is a predicted model, not a curated record. Lineage: Eukaryota; Fungi; Mucoromycota; Mucoromycetes; Mucorales; Radiomycetaceae.